Messenger RNA from Gregarina niphandrodes, 1620 nucleotides. RefSeq names its product phosphomethylpyrimidine kinase. The transcript has a single exon. Lineage: Eukaryota; Apicomplexa; Conoidasida; Eugregarinorida; Gregarinidae. Gene Ontology annotation, molecular function: hydroxymethylpyrimidine kinase activity; phosphomethylpyrimidine kinase activity. Gene Ontology annotation, biological process: thiamine biosynthetic process. The coding region runs from base 1 to 1620 and encodes 539 amino acids. The record is from RefSeq and is a predicted model, not a curated record. Gene Ontology annotation, cellular component: cytosol.
AUGGUGGAGAAGGUAUGUCUCACGAUUGCGGGAAGCGACAGCGGCGGCGGUGCGGGGAUUCAAGGCGAUCUAAAGACGUUUGAGGCGCUGGGUGUGUUCGGGGCGUCGGUGGUGACGGCGGUAACAGCGCAGAACACGGAGGGCGUGAGUGACGUGCACUGCGUGCCGGCUGCGUCGGUGCGGAAGCAGCUGGAGGCGGUCGUGUCGGAUCUGCGGCCAGCGGCGAUCAAGGUGGGGAUGUUGCCGGACCGUGAGGUGGCAGAGGCCGUGGUGGCCUUUUUUGGCGUGAAGGCGGCGGAGGGGGCGCUGCCUCCAAUCAUACUCGACCCGGUCCUGGUCGCGACCUGCGGCGACCGCCUCAGUGCCGUGACCGGGGCCACAUUUGCCGAGCUGGCACCGUUCGUCACCCUCCUCACGCCCAACAUUCCCGAGGCCCUCGUCCUCUCCGGGUUGACUCCGGACCCUGCGUCUAACCCCCGUGCUGUUGACUCAGAGCCGGCGUUGGCUGUUGACCCGGCGUUGGUGGUCGAUUCGGCGUUGGUAGACGAGAUGGGGCGUCGGUUGUGUGGUGUGUGGCAGGCAGUGUUGAUGAAGGGUGGUCACUGGGAGAAUGGGGAUGCGGUGGAGGACCGAUUGUACGUGGGUGGUGUGAUGGCUGCGUCUUGGCGAAGUCCGAAGUUGCGUACACGAUGCACGCAUGGGACAGGUUGUGCGCUGUCUUCGGCGGUGGCGGCGAAACUAGCGUCCGGGUGGGAGUUGGAGGCGAGUGUGGCGGCGGCGCGGCGGUACGUGUAUGGCGCGAUUGCCCACGGGUUGCAAAGACUGGGUGGCGGGCAACAGGGUGUGUUGGCGCACUCGUGGAACCGACUGGAGCGGGCGGUGCCGCGGCCGACCCCGGCGGAGUUGGCGCCCUUUACGGCGUUGGCGGUUGCACAUGCUGGCGAGAUUUGGACGGGAUACGUCGACCACCCCGUCUGCCGCGCGAUUGCAGAUGGAAACGUUUGUCACCGCCGCUUUCGCCGCUACCUCGUUCAAGACCUCGCCUAUCUCGGCCACUACCUCCGGGCGCACGCGCUGCUUCUCUACAAGCAACGCAAACCCACACCCCAGUCACUCGCCGGCCCGCUACGGAACAUCGCUGCAAUACUCAGUGAAAUUAGACAACACCGCGACCGCCUUCGCCAAGGCGCCAAGGAGAACAAGGAAAACGACUACGAGAAUGAAGAGGAGGAGGACCAAGAGAACAAAGGGGAGGACGAGUGGGAGUCGGAGUCGUUGGUGACUACUGCGUACUCGCGGUACUUGCUGGACGUGGCUGCGACAGGGAGCGAGUUGGAGUUGCGGGUAGCGAUGUAUUCGUGUUUGUACGGCUACGGCGUGAUGGGCAAGCACAUGUUCGAACGCGCCACGAGUCAGCGCACACUCGGUACGGACAUCGUGGACCAGUGGCUGGCGACAUACAGCGGCUGCGAGUACUGGGAGGCCGUACUGGCCGCGCAGCGUGAGCUCGAGGCCCUGAUCCAAGCCAGUCCCCCGAGUCCACGGGACCUGGCCCAGCUCCUGCAGAUCUUCAAACAAACGACCAAAUACGAAAUCGAAUUUUUCAACCAAGCGGCAUAA